AUGGAUUUUGAUACUGUCAAUAUGGUGUAUUUUGAUGAAAUCUUAACAAGCACAAAUACGAUUGCAGUACCGAAUAACAUGGCUCCUGUUGUAUGCUUCUCGAAAUCAUCAUUUCCAAUCUUUUUAGCGCACAUGCCAAUGAAAAAUUCAUUUCAAUCGAGUUGCAGACUACCUGCUGCAGCGGCCUACGUUGCUAACAGAUCUAGAAUUAUAUGUUUCCCUCAAAUAUCAUACUUUGAAUCAAAAAUUUACAAACAUCAAGAUACUCGACAAUUUAUUUUCAACGCAAUCUCUUUUAUCAGCGGUUCAGCUAAGAAUAAUCAGAAAGGUCUUGCUUUAUGCUUCAGCUCAGAUAUAAAUGCAAAAAUUACAAAGUUUUUCUCAAAAUAUCAGUUUAAUAUCGAAUUUGCUAAUUCUUUACCUAGCGAUCUUAGUGAAUUUAAGUUUUUAAUGAUACCAAGCUCUUUCAACCUCAACGCUUAUGCAGAAUCAGUUAAUAAUUUCUUAAAUAACGGAAAUGGCAUAGCUGUCUUCUUUGAUCCAAGCCAAAACUCAGAUUUAUUCAUAGUCAACGAUUACAUAUCAAAAUGCGGUCUCAGUUACGUUCCAAUUUCAGUAGAUUUUGAAACAAAAUUUUUAAGCACGACAACAACCAAUGAUUUCCAAAGUUUAUGCGAAAAUUCAUUAAUACGUAUUAUCCAGAGGUUCAAAAAUGCUACACGCCAACAUAUAAACUACGAUUCAUCUUUCAGAGAUAAAAUUGACGUUUUAAAGUUCCACAUGUUGGCCUGUGGUGUAUACAAUCCAUCAGAAGUUCAUUCCUGCUACAGAUCAUGCUACAAAUACCUCGAAAGAACGAAAUUCAAAAAAGGAUCUUCAUAUUGCCAAACAGAUGUCCAAAGAUGCAUUGCCGAGCUCAUGCUUUGCAUUACAGAGAACAUAGACCCUCACGAAUACCUCAUGCUGCCAGAUAUUGAUGAAUUUCCAGGAACAAUCGAACAAAGUGAGACAAGUUCAUUCGAAAUCACAAUAGAUGUCAAAAAAAAAUCAUGGAGUACAACAGGACUUUGGGCAUUGCCUGGAAUCUGCAUGGAAAUCGAAUUCAAAAAUGAUGAUUGGGAAAAUGUCAUCAUUCAGGUCGGAUCUCAUACCGAAGACUUCCUACAAACAGAUAUUCCAUGGCCAAGAUGGCCAGUUGUCUACAGAACUGUUCAAGCUCAGAAAAAGUUAUCAUUAACGUCUCCUACGGGCGGAAUCAUAUACCUUUACCUCAACGAAGGCGAGAAAAGUAAGUCUGUAUCGGUAUCUUUCACCAACGUCAUUCAAUAUCCCCAUGCAAUAUUAGAUCAACCGACAAUCUGGGAUGAAACGUGUUUUUCGAUGGCCCCGUGGUGCGAGUUUGACUGUGGUAACAUUGUUUUUACUCUACCAACGACGAAAUCCAGAGAAGCCGAUACAGAUUGGCUUUUAACGCAGUAUUGUAAGCUCGUAACGAGUAUUUGGGAUUAUUUCGAGGUCCCUGAUGAAGAGCGAAUCAAGUACAGAGUUGUUUUUGAUAUUGCAUUGUCCGGUGAAGGGCCAACCCUCGGAUAUCCCAUUGUUUUGCUUACUUCCUCGGCUUCAAACAUCAUACAGAAGGUUUCCAAGCCGAACUCAGAUAUUUUCACGCUUACUUCACUCCUUGUCCUCUCGAACAUCAAUGAAGGAGCAUUUUCUCCGCCGAUAGAAACCGCCGUUUCAGCACUUAUUGCGGAGAAGAUCCUUUCUCAGCAUUUCGAGUCUGUGGAACACUUCACGUUCGAUGACAAGGAUGUUUCUUCGAUCUACAACUCACUUUGCGAGUUGCAAAUGGACAGCGAAGAACUGCACAAGGCCUUGAAAGCCGGGUGCAUGGAAGAGAACGGAAAUGGUGACGUAGUCAUCGCAAAACUCAUGGGAAUAGGACCAGGAAAUGAAGAAGAGGAUAAUGGUGAAGAUUCACCUGAAACUGCUUAA
Messenger RNA from Trichomonas vaginalis G3, 1995 nucleotides. Its product is annotated as experimental autoimmune prostatitis antigen 2-related family. The transcript has a single exon. The record is from RefSeq and is a predicted model, not a curated record. The coding region runs from base 1 to 1995 and encodes 664 amino acids. Lineage: Eukaryota; Parabasalia; Trichomonadida; Trichomonadidae.